UACCAAACCUUCGUCACAGCAGUCGAUACCCAGCCCAAGACCUCAACACCCAACCACACCCUCGCACCGCUCUACCAUAAAUUUGUCGGUCGCACACUUCAGACGCCGACUAAAGCGCAAACAUGGCCACCAAGACUUCCAACGGUGGGUCUGGGGGGGCACAGGCACUACAAACACCCCAGGUUCAGCCUUGCAGAUACAAGACGGGCAAGACUCUGGGUGCGGGCAGUUACUCGGUCGUCAAGGAGUGUGUGCACAUCGAUACAGGGCGAUACUAUGCCGCAAAGGUCAUCAACAAGAGGCUUAUGGCUGGCCGAGAACAUAUGGUCAGGAACGAGAUUGCAGUAUUGAAGAGAGUUUCCAUGGGUCACAGAAACAUCCUCACGCUCGUCGACUACUUUGAGACGAUGAACAACCUCUAUUUGGUCACCGACCUUGCGCUUGGAGGCGAGCUCUUCGACCGCAUCUGUCGUAAGGGGAACUACUACGAAUCCGAUGCCGGCGACCUGAUCAGGGCUACUCUAUCGGCAGUCGCAUAUCUCCACGACCACGGUAUCGUGCACCGAGAUUUGAAGCCAGAGAACUUGCUGUUCCGAACACCAGAGGACAAUGCUGAUUUGCUUAUCGCCGAUUUUGGACUUUCUCGAAUCAUGGACGAGGAGCAAUUUCACGUCCUCACAACAACCUGCGGUACGCCAGGCUACAUGGCGCCUGAGAUUUUCAGAAAGACAGGUCAUGGCAAGCCAGUCGACAUUUGGGCCAUUGGUGUUAUUACGUAUUUCCUCCUCUGUGGCUACACCCCCUUCGACCGCGACUCGAACCUUGAAGAGAUGCAGGCCAUCUUGGUUGCCGACUAUUCUUUUACCCCUCUGGAAUACUGGCGAGGCGUCUCACUUACGGCGCGCGAGUUUAUUCGUCGUUGCUUGACCGUCGAUCCUGCAGCGCGCAUGACCGCUCACGAGGCUCUCUCCCAUCCCUGGAUCACUGAGCUCGGCAAGAACAAUGCUGAUGGCGAAGAGGAUCUGCUGCCAACUGUCAAGAAGAACUUUAAUGCUAGGCGCACGCUUCACGCUGCUAUUGACACGAUCCGCGCUAUCAACCAACUCCGAGCUGGUGGCGCUGCGGGUAUGAUGGACGGUCAGCGAUCAGCGGAACCCCGACGAGGGGCGCCCCACGCGCGUAUUCCCCAACCGGCAGAGGAGCCCGACGACCCGAUGGAGAUUGACAGCAGGGGAAAUGGCCACGGUCAGACCGAAGAGAUGAUCCAGGAACAAGAGCGGAGAAUCAGGGAGACACAGCAGGGAUUGUGGGGAAAGCGCUGAUCUUUUAGUCAUUGCGUUCAAGGUCGAUUACCUUUUUGUUUUUCAGUACACAAUCCAGAAGCGAUUUCUAUUUGAUUUUUUUUCAUGUAGAUGUUGUUUGGCUACACAUCAUGCUUGAAUAGACGGCGACUUCAAUUUGAGUUUGGUAUGAUAUCGUAUGAGCAUAUUGCUCGACAUAGCCUUGUAUAGUCACGUGGUAGCGUAC
Molecule: messenger RNA, 1527 nt
Organism: Bipolaris sorokiniana ND90Pr
Lineage: Eukaryota; Fungi; Ascomycota; Dothideomycetes; Pleosporales; Pleosporaceae
Exons: 4
Coding region: 123-1322 (399 amino acids)
Biological process (GO): protein phosphorylation; cellular response to oxidative stress
Molecular function (GO): calmodulin binding; calcium/calmodulin-dependent protein kinase activity; ATP binding
Source: RefSeq, a predicted model, not a curated record